AAGACGCGGGAAUCAUCUCGUGCCAUCUCGCGAGAACUCUUUUUUUUUUGGGCUUUUUUUGUUUGUUUUGUUUCGGAGAAUUUACAACGUCAAGGUAGGCUAAAAUGUCGACUACCGUAAAAGCAGACGUCUUUCUUUGAUCCAGGUGUGCUAAUAACGAUUCCUAAACACGCGUAAGUUACAUGUGACAAAUAAAACUAGGUCACUUCGUGAGAAGACAACCUGCUCUAUGAUACCUUCAAGUCCAAUUUGUUACUUUGAAAUAGUGAAACCAGGAAACUGUCAAUAGAUGAAUAAGUCACAGAAACAUUGUUUGCAUAAAAGAUUGACAGAUAUUAUAGCGAAUUGUGUUUAAUUUCUUAAAAGCACACAUUUUGUAUAAAUAUAAUAAAUUAUUGAGCAUACAGAGAAUCAAUGAGGCCCUUAUCAGACAAUGUGCCGUCUGCUAGAUGAACUUCCGGUAGCUCGUGGGGCUCGUGCUCACGAUGAACGAUAGUGUGUCUCUUGUUAACAGCACACAAAGCUUACUGGGAUACGUCACUUCCGGAAACAUCUCCAGUGGCCGAGAUUCUCUGGUGGCGGCUGAGGUAUUCGCAGUGGUCCUGAUGUCCGUCACCACCCUGGUCGCAUUUCAGGCCAACCUGUGGAUAGUCGUGGUGGUCCUCAUCACCCCACAGCUGCGGUCAUCGCUGGCCAACAUCUUCGUCCUCAACCUGUGCUGUGUCGAUCUUCUUGCGUCUGGCUUAUCCUUGCCAAUGUCAAUAGCUACAUUUGUCAGGGGAGCCGACGGUCUAAGUAAAACGACCUGUGACGUGAACGGCUUCUUCAGCACCUGUGUUAUGGUGACCUCUGUCCUUUCCCUGUGCGCCAUCUCCAUAGAGCGAUACUACACCAUCGCCUUCCCUAUGCACCACGCAGGCCACGCCACGCCGUGUUUGUACCUUCUGGCGCUGAGCGCAAUUUGGGGCGUCAGUUUGGUGGUGGCCUCCCUCCCUUUACUCGGCAUUAAUACGUACAGGUUUCGUCCAUCCAGAAGAUCUUGCUCCUACAACUGGCAAGGAGGUAGCCCAUCUGGAACAGCGUUUAUACUUUUGGUAUUCCUGAUAUCUUUUCUCCUUCCUUCCAUCGUUCUGCUCAGCAUGUACGCCGGCAUCUUCAGGGUGGCCAAGAAGGCCGCCACCGUCAUAACGCCAAACGCUAACGGAAUAAGCCUUUCUCCCGUGAGAUCUCACGUGAUCUCCAGCCAACAAGAAGACGCACUCUUCACCGUUUCCGGCAAGUUUGGGAUAAAACUAAACACCGUAUCCCAUGACGUCAUCCCGCCGCGGCUCAAGAUCACGGAGGUGUCGCACGACUCGUUGCCUUUUGAUGCGAACGACUUUUCCAGAAGGCUGUCGGUUGAAGACUCCGGCAUCCGCACUGCAGACUUUACCGACGCAAUGUCGGCACAUUCUUUAUUUACUUUCAACAACAAUGAUAGACUCAACGAUGUUCAGUGCGUCAAUGCUAAUUACAAUCAAGAACUAACACCGUCUGUACAUUUUAUUGACGAAGAUGCGCGCCCUCUUUCGGAGACAUCGAGAAGGGUAGUAUCGGAUACGCAGCCCAGCACAACAGCACAUCCGAUAUCCGAAACUAUUUAUAUUACAAACAGUGAGCAGACCGAAGCAUCGAUACCAUCUCCAGUCUUUCCGAAUACUAACCGCGUCAAGUCGGGCCAUAUAAAAGCUUUUAAGACUCUCAUGAUCAUAGUUGUAUCAUAUCUAGUGCAAUGGGGCCCGUACUUUGCCUGCCUCCUUCACGAGCUUAGCUUCGGCCAAGGGGCCUCCGAGGUCUUGGAGUUGAUCGUCAGCUGGUUGAGUUACUCCAGCUACGCGGUCAACCCGGUGCUCUACGGCUGCAUGAACCGGCAGAUUCGAGAAGAACUCACGCAGCUCUUAACGUCAGCCUGGCGCUGCUGCUGUUGUUACUUCGCCUGCCCAUGCAGCAGUAAAUCCAGCAGGCGAGGCAGCAGUUGUUUUGAGCCCCAAAGACAUAAACAUUCUGAGAGAAACCGAAGUCGUGAGUUGAGGAAGCCAAUGCAGGAAGUAGACGUCAUAGCCGGAGAGGCUGAGAGUUUUUAUCAAUUUCUCCAAAGGACGCAAGACAGCGACGAGACUCUAGCAGUGCCGGAUAGUAACAGAGCCGGGGUUGACAAGUUCAAUGCCUCGAACGACACUCGUACAUGACAAAGUAUUUAUUUAUAAUAUUUUACAAGAGCAUGAGGCGAAAACAAAAUAAUUAUGGUGCUCCACAACAUUCCUGUUGCCCCAUUGCAAUUUAUUUAUUCUAUAAAAGUGUUGCAUUUAUCAUCUAGAAAUAUUUGAUCAAUGCAAAGAGGGUAUAUUGAGAUUUUUAUGCAUGACGGAAAUAGCUAUAAAUAGCUAGCUUUUUGGUACAUCCGGUCAACAAAAUAAAGAAAGUGUUGACAAGCUAGUAUUUAUUUAAGAAAAGGUUUAUGGUAAUUUUGUGCGCUUUUUAGCACUGCCAAAUCAAAUUGUGAAACCUCUUCUGUAUUUAACACAAAAUUAUUGUCUAUGUGGAGGUAACUAGCUAGAGAUAAGGACAAUGAUUAGAUAUGAAGACCAACUGACAUGAAUUGAUAUCUCGUUAAAAUUAACUCAGUUCUUUUUCAGUUGGCAACAGUGAAUUCCGAGUGAGAGUCUUUGACGUUAGUUUGUUUAUUGUGAAAAUCUCCAAUAUUGGCAAGCAUUUAACUGUUAAUGUGCUCAAUUAAGGUUUCAAAAUUGUUUCUUAAGUGUUAUUUGUUAUACUUUGUUUUAAGAUUAUGGAAUUUCAACAUUAUGGCCUUUGAUAUUGAUUGUAUCUAUAAAUGUUUGUUUUUUUCUUUUCUACAUUCAAUGCUCAUUCAGCAAUAUCAAAACAUUACUCGA
Biomphalaria glabrata is the source of this 2933-nucleotide messenger RNA. Its product is annotated as G-protein coupled receptor 61-like. Bases 486 to 2228 code for a protein of 580 amino acids. NCBI's taxonomy places the organism in Eukaryota, Metazoa, Mollusca, Gastropoda, Planorbidae. Gene Ontology annotation, cellular component: signaling receptor complex; endosome; plasma membrane. The record is from RefSeq and is a predicted model, not a curated record. Gene Ontology annotation, molecular function: G protein-coupled receptor activity. Gene Ontology annotation, biological process: G protein-coupled receptor signaling pathway. The transcript has 4 exons.